Molecule: messenger RNA, 1328 nt
Organism: Populus nigra (black poplar)
Lineage: Eukaryota; Viridiplantae; Streptophyta; Magnoliopsida; Malpighiales; Salicaceae
Exons: 4
Coding region: 175-1128 (317 amino acids)
Molecular function (GO): hydrolase activity
Source: RefSeq, a predicted model, not a curated record
AAUUAUUAUUAUUAUUUUCUUAAAUAUAGCAUCGUUUUGUCCUCUCUCUCCCCCGCUGUCUACAUUUCCAAAAAAAGCCGGCUUCCAAACGAAAGCUAAAACCAGCACCAUCCAUCACUGGUUAUCACCGUCACCAACACAGCACAAACCCAAAAAGAAAAAAGAGAGAGAGAGAUGGAGAAGAUAGAGCACACAACUGUAGCCACAAAUGGCAUAAACAUGCACAUAGCAUCAAUUGGUACAGGCCCAGAGAUCCUAUUCCUCCAUGGCUUCCCUGACCUCUGGUACUCAUGGAGACACCAGCUACUCUCUCUCUCCUCCCUGGGCUACCGCUGUAUAGCCCCUGACCUUCGUGGCUACGGUGACACUGACGCGCCAAAGAAUUAUAGAGAGUACACAGUAUUCCACAUCCUGGGCGACCUUGUGGGGUUGAUUGACUCGCUGGGAAUCGAUAAGGUGUUUUUGGUGGGUCAUGAUUGGGGAGCAAUGGUGGCUUGGUACUUUUGCUUGUUGAGGCCUGACAGGAUUAAGGCCUUGGUUAACAUGAGUGUUGCGUUCCAACCCAGGAAUCCACACAAGAGUUUCGUCCAGAUUAGUAGAGAUUUAUUCGGUGAUGAUUAUUAUAUCUGCAGGUUUCAGGAACCUGGAGAGGUUGAAGAAGACUUUGCUCAAAUGGAUACUGCAAGAAUAAUCAGAAAGUUUCUGACCUCUCGUAAUCCAAAGCCACCUUGUAUACCGAAAGAGGUAGGGUUCAGAGGUUUACCUAACAAUCCAAAUUUACCUUCUUGGUUGUCAGAAAAAGACAUAAACUAUUAUGCUGGCAAAUUCAACAAGACAGGCUUCACUGGAGGAUUGAACUACUAUCGAUGCUUGGACCUAAACUGGGAGCUGAUGGCAGCAUGGACUGGGUUACAAAUUAAGGUACCAGUGAAGUUUAUUGUGGGUGACCUGGACAUUACCUAUAAUAUGCCUGGAGCUCAAGAUUAUAUCAGCAAAGGUGGGUUAAAAAAAUAUGUCCCCUUCUUGCAAGAAGUAGCUAUAAUGGAAGGUGUAGCUCACUUUCUCAACCAAGAAAAGCCAGAGGAAGUUAGCUCACAUAUCUACGAUUUCAUCAAGAAGUUUAAUUAGCAUUAGACAUCUCAUACAUGUUCCUUUCAAGGCUCUAUAUAUAUAUAUAUCUGCAGAACUCAAUUGUCUGCUUUUCCUGUACGGCAAUGCUCCAUUCCACGGGAUGGCCUUAAAAGUGUGUAAAUAGGUUGCAACAAAUAAUAAAUGCGGGUCUUUGAGCCCAAGGUUGGAGUUGGGCGUUGUCUGCUCCUGAGUGCUGA